Molecule: messenger RNA, 1437 nt
Organism: Laccaria bicolor S238N-H82
Lineage: Eukaryota; Fungi; Basidiomycota; Agaricomycetes; Agaricales; Hydnangiaceae
Product: putative magnesium transporter, CorA-like protein
Exons: 12
Coding region: 1-1437 (478 amino acids)
Biological process (GO): mitochondrial magnesium ion transmembrane transport
Cellular component (GO): mitochondrial inner membrane
Molecular function (GO): magnesium ion transmembrane transporter activity
Source: RefSeq, a predicted model, not a curated record
AUGCAUAGAGCUUGCUGGAAACACUUCGCAAGUCAUGUAAGGCCAGACCCUUGCUCCCAGGCCAAGAAACUUUUCACAAAUCAAGCUCAUCUUGGUGUCGGCGAUGCAACGAAGCGCUGGAUCUAUACCUCCAAUGUUCGACCACAGUACACCCCUCUACUUCCGUUUGGCGUCUCGAGACACUCGGGGAGGGGUAUUCGUCCAUUCAUUUACGUCAAUAACCGACAAAUAUUCUGGCCUUCAAAAUCUGCCGCCGAAUUCGAUGAUCUACCCGACAAUCAAGAAGACGCGGCAAGGGCUACUAUUCUCGACAAAGUGAUGAAGGGACGACAGCCAACUGAUCUUAUGUUGCGUUGUACGGUGCUGGACUCUGAAGGCAACGUGAAAACAAUUUCCGGUCAAUUCAAGAAGUCCGAACUCUGCACAGAGCAUCGGUUGAACGCCCGUGACUUGCGUAAAAUCGAUUCGAGGGUGCCCAACCUUGUUCCCACAAUCCUUGUAAGGAAGGAAGCCAUUCUGGUUAAUAUUCUUCACAUUCGAGCUCUGGUCAAGGCGGAUGCUGUUGUUUUAUUUGACACCUAUGGCAGCGCUGACUCAAGACUCCAUUCUGUAUUUUUAUACCACCUAGAACAUAAUCUCAAAGGUACUGGAUCACCUUAUGAAUUCCGAGCUAUAGAAUCGAUUCUACUUUCGGUACUCAGCGCUUUAGAAGCUGAGAUGGUUUUUAUUAGAAACCUCGUUGGUGGCCUUCUCGCAGAAAUGGAAGAUAACAUCGACCACGAUCGUUUCAAACGUCUUCUCCACUAUUCUAGAAGAUUAGCAAGUUUCAAAAACAGAGCCAAAUUGGUACUAUUCAGUCCCUCUGCCCUCCUUAUCUGCAUUCUCACGCACAACCGCAACCAGGUCGAGGAAGCUUUAGAUGAAGUCCUCGCUCAAGAUGAGGACAUGAAUGCGAUGUAUCUGAGUGAUAAAAAGAACAAGGUCAAUCGUGAGCUUCACGAUCACGAGGACCUUGAGGUCCUCUUGGAAUCCUUUUCAAAACAGGUGGAAGAAAUUGUAAAUGAGGCCGAAAGUAUCGAAAGUAACGUUCAGUCGACUCAAGAAAUUGUUGAGCUCAUACUCGAUGCCAAUCGUAAUGCUUUGCUCGCCCUCGAUCUUAAGGUUUCAAUCGCAACGCUCGGGGUUGGUACAGGCGCUCUCAUUGCCGGCUUGUUCGGUAUGAAUCUGACCAGCCAUAUAGAGCACCACGAUUAUGCAUUUUAUGCUAUGACUGGAGUUUCGACAAGCUUGGCUAUCAUCGUUGCAUGGGCUGGCUUCAGGACGCUUGCCAGGAUACGAAAGGUGGGGCUCUCCAGCAACUACCCCCGCGCUGGGAAGUCACACAAAGCCUGGCUCCCUUUACCCCUGCGUAAACGAAGUUUGGAUGGAUGGUCGUGA